ACAUAUAUCUGCCGCUUUUUGAUACUGGAUCUCAAAUUGCAGACGACAUCCUUUCAGUGUAUGUUUGAUUGAAGAACAGUUGCAGUCUACUUGCUGAGCUGAGCUGAGACUGAGUCAAGUCUAGUCAGUUUACAUUAUUUACAAGCUGAACCUGCUGAAACUAGCUCAAGACGUGAAGAGUGAAGUGCAAGAUGGCAUUUUUCAACAAAUUGAGUCAAAGUGCAAGGAAUGCUGCUGGAUCAUUGAGCAACAUCAGAGUAGCAGCCCCAAUUCGUCACAAGGCAUCUGCCAGUGCCGCAGCACCCAAGCUGGUCCCAGAUGAAUACGAUGGGCCACUUAUGAGGACGGAGCUUCCAGGACCAAAGUCACAGGAACUAUUGAAGAAAAUGGACAGUAUUACAAGGAACACGGCAACCAUUCAGAUGUUUGUAGACUACAAAGCAAGCAAGGGUAACUUCCUGGUAGACGUCGAUGGCAAUCGAUACCUGGACUGCUUCAAUCAGAUCUCAUCCGUUCCUCUUGGGUACAACCAUCCAGCUCUAUUGGAAGCCGUUACAAAUCCAGAUCUUGCUAUUUCGAUGAUAAACCGCUCAGCCCUUGGAGUGUUCCCACCUGCUGAAUAUCCUGGCCGUAUGGAAGAUGCUCUCCUUUCUAUUGCACCUAAGGGGUUGGAAUGCGUUCAGACAAUGAUGUGUGGAUCGUGUUCGAAUGAGAAUGCACUCAAACAAACUUUCUUACAAUACAGGCACAAAGCCAGAGGAGGAAACCCAACUCAGGAGGAAUAUGAUUCAUCUAUGUGCAACCAGGCUCCAGGGGCACCGGACCUUUCUGUCCUCUCAUUCAAUGGAGCUUUUCAUGGCAGAACUAUAGGUAUGUUGGCUCUGACUCACUCCAAACCAAUCCACAAGGUAGACAUUCCAUCCAUAGACUGGCCGUCAUCAGACUUCCCGGCUCUCAAGUACCCCAUAGACCAGCAUGCACAGGAGAACAGGGUGGAGGAGGACAGGUGCUUACAGAUGGUGAGAGACAAGAUUGCAGAGUAUGCAGCCAAAGGCAAGCCAGUAGCAGCGUGCAUCGUGGAACCUGUACAGGCUGAAGGAGGAGACCAUCACGCUACACCAUACUUCUUCAUUGAACUACAGAAGAUUCUCAAAGAGGUUGGAGCAGCAUUCAUAGUAGAUGAGGUGCAGACGGGAGGAGGUAUAGCUGGGACUAUGUGGGCUCAUGAACAGUGGAACCUACCAGAAGCACCCGAUGUGGUCACCUUCGCCAAGAAACUCAUCACAGGGGGAUACUACUACAAGCCUGAGUUUGCUCCCAAGAUGGCAUACCAAGUAUUCAAUACAUGGAUGGGAGAGCCCACCAAGCUGAUAAUGCUGGAAGCCAUUGUUGAAACCAUCAAGAAGGAUAACCUCCUAGAGAACGUUCAGAACUCUGGAAAGCUCCUCUUGAGCGGACUGGAGGAAUUACAGGCCAAGUACCCACAGUUCAUGUCGAGGGCCAGAGGAAUGGGAACCUUCAUAGCCAUUGACCUCUCGUCUCCCGAGACUGCAGCAGAGAUUGUGGCCCGAGGGAGGAAAGCAGGCUUCAUCCUUGGAACCUGUGGCAAGCAGUCCCUCCGUUUGCGCCCCGCCCUCAUCUUCCAGUCUCAGCAUGCCGAGAUGUUACUGGAUGAACUCAGUCACAUCAUGUCAGAGCUCUAGAUGACUCUGAUAUGGACAUUAUGGCCCAAAUUCCCAAAGGAGGUUUAAAUUUAACCCAUGGUCUAAAUUUAGCGCAAAAUAGGCGUGACACUGUCAGAGGUUCUUAUAUUAGAUGCGCACAAGGCAAGGUACGCUUAAUUUGCGCUAAUUUUAAACCAUGGGUUUUGUAAAUGAGGGUUUAAACCAUGGGUUAAAUUUAUACUUCCUUUGUGGAUUCGGGCCCUUAUGUUUCCAACCAGGGUUUAGGGGUAGGGUUUCAAGAGAAGGUUGAGUUCUGAGCUCA
This is a messenger RNA of Strongylocentrotus purpuratus (purple sea urchin), 1986 nucleotides long. RefSeq names its product 4-aminobutyrate aminotransferase, mitochondrial (gene abat). Gene Ontology annotation, molecular function: pyridoxal phosphate binding. The transcript has 15 exons. Gene Ontology annotation, cellular component: mitochondrion. The coding region runs from base 192 to 1703 and encodes 503 amino acids. Gene Ontology annotation, biological process: GABA catabolic process. The record is from RefSeq and is a predicted model, not a curated record. Lineage: Eukaryota; Metazoa; Echinodermata; Echinoidea; Camarodonta; Strongylocentrotidae.